ACACCUCAGACAUAAUCCUGUCUUCUCACUUUCACACCAUAUUACGCUCCGGAGAGAAAACUUCUGGAACUUUACUGUUUGGGCUGUCAAUGUGUGCUACCUUAGCUCAGAAGCGGGAUACUAUCUUCACCACCAGGGUCUGCCUCAGAUAUCUCCACUACCAGGGUCUGCCUCAGAUAUCUCCACUACCAGGGUCUGCCUCAGAUAUCUCCACUACCAGGGUCUGCCUCAGAUAUCUCCACUACCAGGGUUUGCAUCAGAUAUCUCCACUACCAAGGUCUGCCUCAGAUAUCUCCACUACCAGGGUUUGCAUCAGAUAUCUCCACUACCAGGGUCUGCCUCAGAUAUCUCCACUACCAGGAUCUGCCUAAAAUAUCUCCACUACCAGGGUCUGCCUCAGAUAUCUCCACUACCAGGGUCUGUCUCAGAUAUCUCCACUACCAGGGUCUGCCUAAAAUAUCUCCACUACCAGGGUCUGCCUCAGAUAUCUCCACUACCAGGGUCUGCCUCAGAUAUCUCCACUACCAGGGUCUGCCUAAAAUAUCCAUCUUAUCUAUUUAUUUGGCUUUUUGUUUGGGAAAGAAGAGUUCAGUGCUUGUGGUUUAACGCUCUCUACUUGGUCCUCAAGAAGUGGACCCCAUUUGAACCAUCUAAAUCGGUCUGUGAUUGGCUGUUUCUCAGUAAGGGUGUUCUGUACUGUGCUGUGCCUCAGAGGCUAAACAGCCAUGUAUAAAAGCAGUUACUCCCAGGCCAAGUUUGGCUUGGAGGCCAGGAGGAAGAUCCAGAAGCCCAGAGGGAAGAGCUGUGGCUACUACAUGAGGGUUGUCUUCUUCUUCUCCUCUCUGAUCCAGUCACUCAUCAUCGUCAGCCUGGUGCUCUUCCUGGUCUACGGGAGCUCCCCAGACGCGGCGGCCGAGAGCCGGGUCAAGGACCUGGAGAAGAGCUUCAACCACCUCUCCAUUGACAACAUCAACCUCCGGCAGCAGGGAAAGAACCUGAACGCCACCCUGACUGACAAGAUGCGCAACGACAAAUAUAUGAUGAGUCUGCGUCAGGUGGCAAACGGGUCUGGCAUGUUCAUCGCCAAUCUCAAAGGACUAGUGACUCAGUGUGAAAAUGAUAAGGGAAGAUGUCAGAUUCAACUUAGAAUGAGCCAAUGCUUCAGGGCCAUGCCCCCAAAUGAAAACCAGGUCCAGCAGCUGGAGCAGUUGCUAAAGCUAGUGAGCUCCAACUUCAGUCAGACGGUGCAGUUCAUGAGGAUGGAGAUGGAGAACACAGCCAUGGACCGGGACACCCUGACCCUGGAGGCCAUCUCCCUCCGGAGGGACAAGACCUUCCUGCAGAGACAACUGGAGGGCUACAGGAAGAAGUGCAAGGAGGACUUUGUCCAAUCCCUGGCCGGCAUCUCCGACGUCUCUAAAGCCUUCCUGUUGAAGAUCGACAACCUUCUGCCCAAUGUCAGCCCCUUCCUGCUCACCUGCGAGAAGCAGCUCCACCACCUGGACCAGAUCCGCAACAACUGCACCGGUCUGUCCCGCGAGGUGGAGAACAAGUUCCAGCAAUACCUGAACAAGGUGGGCUCUCAGAUGUCGGAGAUUGAGGGUUGCAGUGCCAAGCUGCAGGCAGAUAAAGACCAGCUGAAGGUGGUCUACAACUGGUGCAGCUACAACCGCAGUGCCAUGGCCCUGGAGCACCGCGAGAAGCUUCAGAAGACCCAGGAGAAAUACGACCGAGAGACGGAGAGGCUGCUGAUGGAUAGCAGAAGGCUGCAGGGGAACAAGGAGCUACAGGAGACGGUGAUGAAGGUGAAGGAGGGCGAGAUCGUCAUUCUCAAGGACAAGAUGAAUAACCUCAACACCUCACUGGUCAACUGUGGCUCCAGGACCGGAAUGGGUAACCCAGGAAUGUCCGGACCAAAUCAGAGUGGACCCUGGAGUAGCAGGCAUGGGAUGGGUGACCCUGGCUCAACUGGGAAUGGAUUUGGCAGGGCAGUGGCAAGCUCAAGAGGGUUUGAGUCCACUGGGAUGGGUUCAAAUCCAUUCGGUAGUGCAGGGGCAGGUGGGACAGGGACAGGUAACAAGCCAGGCUCAACUAACCAAUUUGGUAAUACAGGAAUGGGAAGGACAGGGUCAAGUUCAAGUUCUACUGCAUUGGGUUCGUUAGGGCCAGGUAAAGUGUGGGCAGGUCGAACAGGGACAGGCGCGGCAGGAGAGUUGGGUGCAAUGGGUAACGCAGGGAUGGGGGAGGCAAGGUCGAGUGCAACAGGGCAGGGCAACAGGGGGCCAACCAAAAUGGGUUUGGAGGCUACAGGUGGGUGGGGUUCCACAGGAAUGGGUAACACAGGGAUGGGCGGGGAAGGGUCUAGUGUAACAGGGCAAGGUAAAAGGGGGUCAACUGCUGGAACAGAAUUGGGUGCUGGAACUGGUGGGUGGGGUGCUUCUGCAACAGGAAACGGCAACACAGGCCUGGGUAGGUCCGGGUCAAGUGCUUCGUCAUCAUCAGGCGCCACAAGGAUGAACGGUUCAGGAAUGGACGGCUCAAAAGGUUUAGCACAUAUCAAUCAACACUUACGAGAACUGCAGCAGUAUUCUACUGCCGACUCCGGCUCAGAAGUCUCUGGGUAAUCCAUGAAAUUUCAGAGGAAAAUGGAGGAAAACCUAUAAAACCCAGUCUCCUCAUAUUGAGUUCUGGUUUGUCAAUAUACAGUACCAGUCAAAAGUUCACCUACUCAUUCCAGGGGUUUUCUUUAUUUUUUUAAACUAUUUUCCAUGUUGUAGAAUAAUAGUGAAGACAUCAAACUAUGAAAUAACACAUAUGGAAUCAUGUAGUAACCAAUUGUUUUAACAAAUCAAAAUAUAUUUUAUAUUCUUCAAAGUAGCCACCCUUUGCCUUUGAUGACAGCUUUGCACACUUUUGGCAUUCUCUCAACCAGCUUCAUGAGGUAGUCACCUGGAAUGCCUUCAUUUGUGGAAUUUCUUUCCUCCUUCAUGCGUUUGAGCCAGUCAGUUGUGUUGUGACAUGGUAAGGGUGGUAUACAGAAGAUAGCCCUAUUUGGUAAAAGACCAAGUCCAUAUUAUGGCAAGAACAGCUCAAAUAAGCAAAGAGAAAUGACAGUCGAUCAUUACUUUAAGACAUGAAGGUCAGUCAAUGUGGAAGAUUUCAAGAACUUCGUUAGAGUUACCAGCCUCAGAAAUUGCAGCCCAAAUAAAUUGACGUAACAGACACAUCUCAACAUCAACUGUUCAGAGGAGACUGCGUAGGCCUUCCUGGUCAAAUUCCUGCAAAGAAACCACUACUAAAGGACACCAAUAAUAAGAAGAGACUUGCUUAGGCCAAGAAACACAAGCAAUGGACAUUAGACCGGUGGAAAUUUGUUCUUUGGUCUGAUGAGUCCAAAUGAGAUUUUUUUUUCUCCAACCGCCAUGCUUUGUGAGACGCAGAGUAGGUGAGCGAAUGAUCUCUGCAUGUGUGGUCUCCGCCAUGAAGCAUGGAGGAAUUUAUUUAGAAUUCAAGGCACACUUGACCAGCAUGACUACUAUAGCAUUCUGCAGUGAUACGCCAUCCCAUCUGGUUUGCACUUAGUGGGACUAUUUGUUUUUCAACAGGGCAAUGACCCAAACACACCUCCAGGCUGUGUAAGGGCAAUUUUACCAAGAAGGAGAGUGAUGGAGUGCUGCAUCAGAUGAUCUGGCCUCCACAAUCACCCGACCUUAACACGAUUGUGAUGGUUAGGGAUGUUGGACUGCAGAGUGAUGGAAAAGCAGCCAACAAGUACUCAGCAAAUAUGGGAACUCCUUCAAGACUGUUGAGAAUGAGAGAAUGCCAAGAGUGUGCAAAGCUGUCAUCAAGGCAAAGGGUUUGAAGAAUCUCAAAUAUAAAAUAUAAUUUGAUUUGUUUAAUACUUUCUUGGUGACUACAUGAUUCCAUAUGUGUUAUUUCAUUGUUUUGAUGUCUUCACUAUUAUUCUACAUUGUAGAAAAUAGUACAAAUAAAGAAAACCCCUUGAAUGAGUAGGUGUGUCCAACCUUUUGACUGGUACUGUAUGUAUAAUAUCAAUAUCUACCGACAGCAGCUGCAUUGUAAUAUACAGUAUCAUAAAAUAAUUUCUGCUGCUUCAUGUAUUCCAUUGUUUUGAAUGUCCUUGAUAACCAGCCACAAAUGUAUGUUAAUUGAAUAUGUUUAUUUAGUCAGGAGAAAGGCAUAAAAGUUGUACAUAAGCUGUUUUCAAUGUACUGUAUAUACUUUUAUUAAAAACUAAGGAGUACUUCUUGCAAACCUGGUUCUAUGAAUUAAGUGUGAUGACUUCCACGUUUAAGGUCGGGGAGAGCGAGGUAUGUUGUCACACUUUUCAUGCUGUCUAACAUUUACUUGGCACAAUACAUCACAAUGGUAUAAAUGUCAUACCUAAUAAAAGAAGGAAGUCUUGGGAA
Molecule: messenger RNA, 4430 nt
Organism: Oncorhynchus kisutch (coho salmon)
Lineage: Eukaryota; Metazoa; Chordata; Actinopteri; Salmoniformes; Salmonidae
Product: keratin, type I cytoskeletal 9
Exons: 6
Coding region: 726-2624 (632 amino acids)
Biological process (GO): positive regulation of cellular extravasation; regulation of vascular permeability
Source: RefSeq, a predicted model, not a curated record